Phragmites australis (common reed) is the source of this 3272-nucleotide messenger RNA. Its product is annotated as cation-transporting ATPase HMA5-like. The record is from RefSeq and is a predicted model, not a curated record. Gene Ontology annotation, cellular component: membrane. Gene Ontology annotation, biological process: monoatomic cation transport. Bases 125 to 3130 code for a protein of 1001 amino acids. NCBI's taxonomy places the organism in Eukaryota, Viridiplantae, Streptophyta, Magnoliopsida, Poales, Poaceae. Gene Ontology annotation, molecular function: ATPase-coupled monoatomic cation transmembrane transporter activity; ATP hydrolysis activity; ATP binding. The transcript has 9 exons.
AUUCAAAAUCAGCCCUCGACUUCUCCCAUCAUUGCGCGUCCCACUCCCACCUCUCCCAGUCUCCGCCAUUCCCGUUCCCCUCCCCAGCAUUCCCACCCCUCCUCUCUGUCUCUGACCGACGGCCAUGGCCCACCUCCAGCUCACGGCGGUCGCCGGCGGCGGCCGCUGCGACGAGAUGGAGGAGGUGGCGCUGCUGGGAUCCUACGACGAGGAGGCUGGGGCGGGAGCGGGAGCGGGGCCGGAGGGGGACGAGGUGGGAGCCGGCAUGCAGCUGGUGCAGGUGCGGGUCACCGGCAUGACGUGCUCCGCGUGCACCGGCGCCGUCGAGGCCGCGCUCUCCGCCCGCCGGGGGGUGCGGAGAGCGGCCGUGUCGCUGCUCCAGAACCGCGCCCACGUCGUCUUCGACCCCGCGCUCGCCAAGGAAGAAGACAUCGUAGAAGCGAUAGAAGAUACUGGCUUCGAAGCAGAAAUUCUCCCAGACUCUACUGUUUCUCAGCCAAAAUCCCAGAAUACUAUGUCAGGCCAAUUUAGGAUAGGUGGAAUGACUUGUGCUGCAUGUGUGAACUCAGUUGAGGGGAUCUUAAUAAAAUUGCCGGGUGUAAAAAGAGCAGUUGUUGCAUUAGCGACCUCAUUGGGGGAAGUUGAGUAUGAUCCUUCUGCCAUUAGCAAAGAUGAAAUUGUUCAGGCUAUUGAGGAUGCUGGUUUUGAAGCUGCGCUGUUGCAAAGUAGUGAGCAAAACAAGGUCUUAUUAAGUGUUACUGGGUUGCAUAUCGAGGGAGAUGUGGAUGUAUUGCAUGAUAUCCUGAAGAAAAUGGAAGGCUUGCGUCAGUUCAGUGUAAAUUUUGCAAACUCAGAAGUUGAAAUUGUAUUUGAUCCCGAAGUUGUUGGUUUGAGACGGAUUGUGCAUACCAUCGGGAUGGAAAGCAACGAUAGACUGAAAGCCCGUGUACAGAAUCCAUACACACGAGCUGCUUCGAAUGAUGCACAGGAGGCCUCCAAAAUGCUUCAUCUUCUUCGCUCUAGCUUAUACCUAAGUAUUCCUGUAUUUAUCAUGCGCAUAGUAUGCCCUCACAUACAUUCCAUUAGUUCGUUCCUACUCAUGCACUGUGGGCCAUUUCAUAUAGGAGAUUUGCUGAAGUGGAUACUGGUGAGCAUGGUACAGUUUGGUGUUGGUAAACGAUUCUAUAUUGCAGCUUAUAGGGCCCUGAGGCAUGGCUCUAUGAAUAUGGAUGUUUUAGUUGUUAUUGGCACUACUGCAUCAUAUGUUUACUCUGUUUGUGCGCUUCUUUACGGGGCAUUCACUGGAUUUCAUCCUCCAAUAUAUUUUGAGACAAGCGCAAUGAUAAUAACAUUUGUGCUAUUUGGGAAGUAUCUUGAGGUGAUUGCUAAAGGAAAGACAUCAGAUGCUAUUAAGAAGCUUGUAGAGCUGGCUCCUGCUACAGCCCUUUUACUUCUGAAAGACAAAGAAGGAAAAUAUGCUGGAGAGAAGGAGAUUGAUGCGUCUUUAAUACAACCUGGUGAUGUCUUAAAAGUGAUUCCUGGUUCAAAGGUUCCUGCUGAUGGUAUUGUCGUUUGGGGUACAAGCCAUGUUGAUGAGAGUAUGGUAACUGGUGAAUCUGCACCUAUCUCCAAGGAAGUAUCCAGUUUAGUAAUUGGAGGCACAAUGAACUUGCAUGGUAUCCUUCAUAUACAAGUGACUAAAGUAGGAUCAGGGACAGUUUUGAGCCAGAUAAUAUCUCUGGUUGAGACUGCCCAGAUGUCUAAAGCUCCUAUUCAGAAGUUCGCUGAUUAUGUGGCCAGCAUUUUUGUUCCAAUUGUCAUCACCUUGUCCUUACUGACAUUCUUAGCAUGGUUUCUAUGUGGAUGGUUGGGAGCAUAUCCAAAUUCAUGGGCUGCUGAAACUAGCAAUUGCUUUGUUUUCUCCCUCAUGUUCUCCAUCUCUGUUGUUGUCAUUGCCUGUCCAUGUGCUCUUGGUCUGGCAACACCUACUGCUGUUAUGGUAGCAACUGGAGUUGGGGCUAACCAUGGAGUACUUGUAAAGGGUGGAGAUGCACUGGAGAGAGCCCAGAAUGUGAAAUAUGUUAUCUUUGAUAAAACCGGGACCCUGACACAAGGGAAGACUACUGUAACAACAACAAAGAUUUAUUCAGGAAUGGAUCUUGGGGACUUCCUCACAUUGGUUGCAUCGGCAGAGGCAAGCAGUGAGCAUCCACUUGCAAAAGCUAUCUUGGAUUAUGCAUUUUAUUUUAAUUCCCUUUGCAAACUUCCCUCAUCAAAAGACAGUAUUAAGAAAAGAAAAGAAGAGAUAUUUUCUCAGUGGCUCCUGGAAGUCACAGACUUUUCUGCCUUGCCUGGCAAAGGGGUCCGAUGCUUGAUUAACGGGAAGGAAAUUUUGGUGGGCAACCGUACUUUGAUAACUGAAAACGGGGUAAAUAUUCCUGAAGAAGCCGAAAGUUUCUUGAUAGACCUGGAGCUGAAUGCAAAGACUGGCAUUCUCGUAGCAUACGAUAGUCACUUCAUUGGCUUGAUUGGGACAACCGAUCCCUUGAAAAGGGAGGCUGCUGUGGUUGUAGAAGGCCUAAAAAAGAUGGGCGUUUAUCCAGUUAUGGUCACCGGGGACAACUGGAGGACUGCACAAGCAGUUGCAAAGGAGGUUGGCAUUGAGGAUGUGAGAGCCGAGGUCAUGCCAGCCGGAAAAGUCGACGUCAUCCGCUCUCUCCAAAAGGACGGCAGCGUCGUUGCAAUGGUCGGAGACGGCAUCAACGACUCCCCGGCCCUGGCAGCAGCCGACGUCGGAAUGGCCAUCGGCGCCGGAACCGACAUCGCUGUCGAGGCGGCGGACUACGUGCUGAUCCGGAACAACCUGGAGGACGUGAUCACGGCGAUCGAUCUCUCGCGGAAGACGUUCAACCGGAUCCGCUGGAACUACUUCUUCGCCAUGGCGUACAACGUGGUCGCCAUCCCCGUGGCCGCCGGUGCGCUGUUCCCGUUCACCGGGCUCCAGAUGCCGCCGUGGCUGGCCGGCGCGUGCAUGGCGUUUUCGUCUGUCAGUGUGGUGUGCUCGUCGCUGCUGCUGAGGAGGUAUAGGAAACCGAGGCUGACUACUGUGCUGCAGAUAACGGUGGAGUGAUGUUUUCCAUGUACCACUUUGUUGUACGUAGUAUCAUUUUACUGGAGAGAUGAGAUGAAAAUGCGUCUCCUUCACGUUCAAUGUAUGGUACAGUUUUGACAGUCAUUCUUGUUCAUAUCCUACAGUUUGCAAUUGAAUUGCA